Molecule: messenger RNA, 2576 nt
Organism: Gymnodraco acuticeps
Lineage: Eukaryota; Metazoa; Chordata; Actinopteri; Perciformes; Bathydraconidae
Exons: 6
Coding region: 917-2191 (424 amino acids)
Source: RefSeq, a predicted model, not a curated record
UUUCUGUGCAGUAUUGUUUGUCUUGACAUAACUCGUACUAUUGCUUUUCCUACUUGAAAAGAUGGAGCACAGUUUUGCUGAACUACUCAUUGAUGCUUUUUCAGAAACAGCAGUCCCAUCUUUCUCUGAUGGAGAUUUGGACUUUGAGAACAUACAUUUUGAGGAUAAAUGUGAGGAAGACGAAACAGACAUCUGUGCAGAAAACGUACUUGCAAAAGAAGAUGAGGUUUUGCAACAGGAAGCAACGGGUCAAACUGCAGUUUUGUCUUGCAUGAAAUCUCAAGAUACACGCACAGAAGUUGUUGAAAAGCAGUAUGAUGAUAUAAGCGACAAUGAGGAUUUUGAAGGUGCAGGGGUAAGGAGCAGCUUCAAAAUACUCGAGGAAGAUUAUACAAGCUCAGAGUCCGAACAGGAAGGAUCCGUCUCUGGGCAAUACGAAGUGGCUGAGGCAGAGGAUAUGGGAACAGGAGCACAACCAGAGUCUUUUUUUAGGUCAGUUAGCUGCAGCGAUGAGUUUUGUGUCGGUAAUAAAGAGGACAGGGUCUUUGCUGAGGGACAACCUCUGGCCCUGGAGGGUGCUGAAAACCCUCAAGUUAGAAAAGAGGAGCAAGGUGAGGGUGAGGGUGAUGAGGAGGUGUCCUAUUUUGAGAGAGUCCCUGAACGUAGCAAUGAGAUGAUGUUAAGAGGUGAUGGGAUAAGAGAGGAAGAUGAGCAAGAAAAGGAAGAGGACUUGUGUGACUCUGAGUGCGAGGGCAUGAACAUUGAACAAGAAUAAAACGUGCAGUGCUUUGGGCAGGAGUUUGAAAAUACUUGCGGAGAUGAAGCAGCAAAAGCCAGUUUGGAGUUUCCAGAAAUAUCGGUUCAAAAUCUGAAGGAUCUUAUUGCUGAAGUUAAUGGUGAUGAAAACGGAGAGAAAAUGAAGGAAUUCUCAGGGGAGGAGCACCAAGACGCAGGUGAGAGCUUUGCAGAUUAUCCCUCAGACUUUUCUUCAUGUGAAUAUGUAGGAGAUGAAGGAAAAAGGCAAGAGUCAAACGCCUUGGCUUGUGCAUCUGACAGCGAAACAACUGGAAAGCAAAACACCGGCCUGGAAAAAUAUGUGACAGAUCUAAUAUCAGAUGUAGCAUGUAUGGGAAAAGAUGAGGACACUGAGGAGGAGGGAGGCAGGUAUCAGUGCAGCAGAGAUUCAGAGGUGUAUGAGUGCAGGAGAUUGGAUGAAGCAACUGGAGAAAAAGAGCUUGAGGAGAAUGUGUGGGUUGAAGCAGCUGUGGCAGAGGUAGAGGAUGGAAGUGAGACAGGUGAGAAUGAUUCCUACACCUCCAGCGAUGAUUAUGUCCAAGAAAAGAGGAGCGAUGAGGAACUCUUUGACAUUACGCCUCUACAAGAGCCUGAAAGCAACAAGAAACUGGAGGACACUCAAGAUGGGGACAGUGCAGCGUCUUAUGACGAGUACAAAAGGGAGGAAGCAGCUGAUUUCAGCAUAAAUUGGAAUCUAGACGUGUUAACAGCUCAUCUGUCUGAAGACCUAUUAACUACAGAGGACAUAGACGAGGUGAAAACACCACUUUCAGAUGUGACUCGGCGUCCUGCGGCAGAAGACGUCCACAGCUACUCAGUGGUACAGAGAGGGGAUACAAAACAAACAACAAGCCCUUCUAUCAGGGGUUCGCUGGAUGAUGACUUCUUCUUCAACACUGAAGCCUGUGAGAUCACCGAGCUAGGACAGUUAGGAGAAGAUGAGUCGGAAGAGGAAAGGAACUGGGAUGAACAGGAGAGAAUCAGGGCCUUCUACGAGUAUUAUGAUGACAGCAAUGAAGAGACUAGAAGAAGAGAGAGGCAGAUAAAAGUUCAGUUUUGUGCAGAUCCAUUGUCUCAAGUCAUUCACUAUGAAACCGACGAGUGCAGUGACAGAGAUUCACACAGCAGCUCCACUGAAGGGGAGGAGGACCUGAGUUCUGCAGAAACAUCUGAGGAAUUUAGGGAGAUCGACGUCAGCAGGGAAAUGACUCCGGCCUGUGAUACUUUAUACACUCAACCACCAGAGAACAUGCUUGAUAUCAGCGACACACACAUUUGUAGCAGGAAACAAAAAUGUUUCAACGUGCUGAAGCUGACACUGAAGAUGUGUGUGGUGAUUCUGACCGGACUGCUGAUGUUCUGGUUGGCCUCAGACCAAGCCGGCUGGUUCAUAUAAAAUAUGCUUUUGUUAAAAUGAAGUGAUAAACAUUUAAACGUGUGUUUUGUUGACUGUAACGUGCAAUUUUCUGCUAACUAAAGAUGUGUAUAUGCUAACAAUGAGGCAUGUAUUUGUUUAAACUGUAGAUAAGUCAAAAUGAUCACAUUUGGUAAGAAAUAUAGAUGUAUUAGAAGGAUUAAAAAGGCCUAUUUCCAGGCACUCUUAAUGCAAUAUAGUGGGAAAAUAUUCAGUAAAUUAACUACUUUUUUGAGAUACAUGUGGUGCUUGAGUAGUCCUUUGCUUCUGCUUUUAAUAAAUAUGAUACUUCUGACAAUUAUAUUUACCAGUAACUUUGCAGAUAAGAUAUUUAACAAACAAAAUAAACUUUGAAUAUAUUAUGAAA